Molecule: messenger RNA, 366 nt
Organism: Entamoeba histolytica HM-1:IMSS
Lineage: Eukaryota; Evosea; Mastigamoebida; Endamoebidae
Product: heat shock protein 101, putative
Exons: 1
Coding region: 1-366 (121 amino acids)
Biological process (GO): cellular response to heat
Cellular component (GO): cytoplasm
Molecular function (GO): ATP hydrolysis activity
Source: RefSeq, a predicted model, not a curated record
AUGGAAAUAGUGAAGAAGUCGUUUAAACCAGAGUUUCUCAAUCGAAUGGAUGAUAUUAUAGUAUUUUCACCACUUUCAGAGAAAGAAUUGAAAGAAAUAGUUAAAUUACAAAUGGGAGAAGUGAUUAAAGUCAUUAAAAAGAGAUAUCCAGGAAGUGAAGUUGAAAUGACGGAAGCAGCAAUAGAAGGAAUCAUUAAAGCAGGAUAUUCAAUAGCAUAUGGAGCAAGACCAAUGCGAAGAUAUAUUGAAAAGACAGUAGUUACAGAAAUAACGAAGUCAAUAAUAGGAGGAGUGAUGAAAGAGAAGAGUAAAAUUAAGAUAGGAUAUGAAGAUGGUAAGAUUGAAGUUAAAAUAACUGAUAACUAA